Molecule: messenger RNA, 5587 nt
Organism: Camarhynchus parvulus
Lineage: Eukaryota; Metazoa; Chordata; Aves; Passeriformes; Thraupidae
Gene: GUF1
Product: GUF1 homolog, GTPase
Exons: 17
Coding region: 115-2091 (658 amino acids)
Biological process (GO): positive regulation of translation
Cellular component (GO): mitochondrion
Molecular function (GO): GTPase activity; GTP binding; mitochondrial ribosome binding
Source: RefSeq, a predicted model, not a curated record
GCCCGCCCUGCGCGGCGCGCCCGCCGCGGCAUGAGGGUGCCCAUGGAGGGCUGGGCUGAGCUGGGCUGAGCUUGGCUGGGCUGAGCUGGGCUGAGCUAAGCUGCUGCCUGCGCCAUGGCCAUCGCCGGCAGGGCGGCGCUGCGCUGGGGGGCACGGCUGCCGAGCCCCGGCCCCGCCGCCGCCCGGCUCUGCCGUCCGGCCUGGCUGCCCGCGGCGUGCGGGCGGCCCUACAGCUCCCGCGGCAAGGAAGAAAUAGAUAUGUCAACGUAUCCUGUUGAAAGCAUUAGAAACUUCAGUAUUAUAGCUCAUGUAGAUCAUGGCAAAAGUACACUAGCAGACAGAUUGCUGGAAAUUACAGGAACAAUUUCUAAAACUGACCGUAAUAAACAAGUGCUGGAUAAACUUCAAGUGGAACGUGAAAGAGGAAUUACAGUUAAAGCCCAAUCUGCAUCUCUGUUUUACAGUCAUGAAGGAAUAAACUACCUCUUAAAUCUUAUUGACACACCAGGCCACGUAGAUUUCAGCUAUGAAGUAUCACGGUCACUGUCUGCCUGUCAAGGUGUCAUACUUGUAGUGGAUGCAAAUGAGGGUAUUCAGGCUCAGACAGUGGCAAACUUCUAUCUCGCCUUUGAAGCACAGCUUUCAAUAAUUCCUGUCAUAAAUAAGAUUGACUUGAAAAAUGCAGACCCUGAAAGAGUUGAAAAACAAAUUGAGAAGCUGUUUGAUAUCCCUACAGAUGAAUGCAUAAGGAUCUCUGCUAAACAAGGAACAAAUGUUGAAAAAGUUCUUCAGAAGGUCAUUGAGAAGAUCCCACCACCCCAAUGUAAUACUGCUGAUCCAUUGAAAGCCUUAGUAUUUGACUCUACCUUUGACCACUACCGAGGUGUCAUAGCUAACAUUGCGCUUUUUGGUGGGGAGAUUGCGAAGGGACAGAAAAUUGUGUCUGCACACACUAAGAAAAGAUAUGAAGUAAAUGAAGUUGGAAUUCUGACUCCAAAUGAACAGCCAACACAUAAGCUCUAUGCAGGACAGGUGGGGUACCUGAUUGCUGGAAUGAAAGAAGUAACGGAAGCCCAAAUAGGAGACACUCUGUUUUUGUAUAAACAGCCAGUGGAGCCUUUGCCUGGCUUUAAGUCAGCGAAACCAAUGGUUUUUGCAGGAAUGUAUCCAAUAGACCAAACAGAAUAUAAUAAUCUCAAAAGUGCUUUGGAAAGGCUGACAUUGAAUGACUCCAGUGUAACUGUUCAUCGUGACAGUAGCCUUGCCUUAGGAGCCGGAUGGAGAUUGGGUUUCCUUGGUCUUCUACAUAUGGAAGUCUUUAAUCAGCGUUUGGAGCAAGAGUAUAACAUGUCUGUUAUUUUGACUGCACCUACAGUUCCAUAUAAAGCUGUUCUUUCCUCAGCAAAGUUGAUAAAGGAGUAUGGAAAAGACCAGAUUACUAUUAUCAACCCUGCUCAGUUUCCUGAUAAACUUUCAGUAUCAGAAUAUUUGGAGCCAACUGUUCUUGGUACUAUUGUAACACCUCAUGAAUAUAUUGGGAAAAUAAUUACCUUGUGUCAGGAUCACAGAGCAGUCCAGAAAGAUCUGUUGUACAUUGAUGAAAACAGGGUUAUGCUGAAAUACCUCUUUCCACUGAAUGAAAUUGUGGUGGAUUUUUAUGAUGCUCUUAAGUCUCUGUCUUCUGGCUAUGCAAGUUUUGAUUAUGAAGAUGCAGGUUACCAAUCAGCAGACCUAAUCAAAAUGGAUAUCCUUCUAAAUGGAAAUCCAGUUGAAGAACUGGCAACUAUCAUACACAAGGAUAAAGCCUAUGCUGCUGGUAAACUCCUAUGUGAACGUUUAAAAGAGACUAUUCCUAGACAGUUGUUUGAAAUAGCCAUCCAGGCUGCCAUUGGCAAGAAAAUCAUUGCAAGAGAAACGCUGAAGCCUUACAGAAAAAAUGUUGUGGCAAAAUGUUAUGGUGGCGACAUUACAAGAAGAAUGAAGCUUUUAAGGAGGCAAGCAGAAGGCAAGAGGUUGAUGAGAAAAAUUGGCAAUGUUGAGGUUCCAAGAGAUGCCUUUAUACGUGUUCUAAAGAGAGAAACUGACAAAUAGAGAUCAGUGACAUCUGAUCUUCCAGAUCAUGUCAGCUUUUGCAGACAGUAGCAAAGUGAGCUAAUACAGGAUUUAUCAGUGUGAGAGGGAACAUACUUGACUUUAAACGGUAUGAAUUUGGUAUGUGUGCGAAGAUUAAUUGACUUAAAAAAUGUACAUAUAUUUGUAGAUUAUAAUGAAACUAAAGUUACACGACUGCAUCCAAAAGUUCACAUUAUAUUGUUUUUUCAUUUUAUUCCAUUGUUUUCAUACUUUUAGCACUUAAAAUUAGCAUAAUUUCAGGGGUUUUUUGCAUUGCAAGUCUCUAUAUAUAGCGAGGAACCAUACAGCAAAAAGAUUAUAAAAAUAAUUUAAAGGUAUGUAUAGACAAACAAUGCUGUGUUGGUUUGGUUUUUUUCUUUUAAAGUUUGAACUGUUGACACAAAUGUAUCAAGCUGUUUCCUGUUUCACUUUCUCUAAAGUUGCUGUUGUCAGGAAAUUGUGAUGCUGGGAAACCGCAUCAGAUGAAAAAAUCAAAACUCUUUAAAUUUACCAUGCUGUUAAUUUUAAACCAGUUGAAGUGUGUAAAUUUACCAUUAGUUCAGCCUAGCUGUGCUCAUCUCCAGGGAAAUGGUAAGUUUUCAUAUAUUAAAACACAGGAUCUGUAACUGUUCCCCUAGUAAGACCAAUUCAGGCCUUAAAAAAUUAUUUAACAUGAAGGUUUGGUUAUAGCAUAUCUUGGUGUAGUUGGUGAAGUUUUAUUUAUAUUUUUUACAUAUUAAAGUUUGUCAGUACAUCCCCAGUUAAAUGCUGCAGUGUAGUGUGUGUAACAUGAAGUGUUACUUUUGGAAGUGUACACAAGGCAAUUAUAAAUAUAAGUUAAUGACCCUACUAUAUAUUGUAUUUACAACUAGUUUACCUGCAUCCAAAAACUUUUAAGCUGCAAUAAUUUUUUUGAUCUUCAGGGACUAGUUUUGCUCUUCACAAAUCUUAAUUUCUUGUUAUUAAAUAUUUAUUAGAGAACAAAUUGCUAGUCGUACCUGCUAAAGUACUCAGUCACCAGGAAAGUCUGCCCUUAAAUUUAGGCUUGUACCUACACUUUAAUCAUAAACUAGUUUUAUUUCAGCCUGUGUAUAAGGAGGAAUUGGGAAAAUCUUUGGAGGGAUGGAAUGGAACAGGACACGUUCCCUUUCAACCUGUAUUAGUUUCAGAGUGUAGAAAAAGGGGAGAGGGAGUUCUGAUACAUUAAUGCUUUGUUUGGGCUUUUUUCUGUUUGGUUGUGGUUGUGGUGUGUUUUGGGGUUUUUUUUAUUUGAAGCUGUUUCAGGUGCACUGAAAAACCAAAGAUCUGGAUGUGAACAAGGUAUCUGUACCUUAAAUAAAGGUACCUAAGCUGCUGCUACUGACACUGAAGAAAGGAAGGAUGCUGUGGAUAAAGGCUCCCUAACACACUUAUUAUUCCUCCCCUAUAAAAGCUAGCAUGUAAGGAACUACAGCUGCAGGGAUACAGGCUAGGAGCAAAGGAGCUAAAAUGAGGUCCUCCCCAGUCCUUGAACCAGACCUACAAGCAGUGAUUCUGUAUUGAGGAAUAAGGCAGAAACUGAAGGUGAGCUAGAGAUUGUCCAAACAGUAAAUAAUAUCCUUGCUGAGUGACAGACACAUCAAGGGUAUGUUACCUAAUUAAAUGAGUUACAUAGAUGGAUAGAGCUGCCUUGAGAAUCUGUUUUAGCUUUACUAUAGUCACAUGAGGCAGAAAAAAAUUACAAAUUAUAGUCUUAAUUCUGAGAGGACUUGUACACAUAUCACUUUUCAGAACAAGAACUUUAAAUUAAACUGGUCAGUACCUGUAAAGUACACGAGGUACUAGUUUUUGACACAAAUGUACCUGAUUCUAUCUAGUUACUUUUGAUUCCCCCUUUCCUUUGGAAAGACCUUAAAAUGAGAAAAAGAAUAAAAUGGUAACCUUGAUCUGCUAGGCUAACUUAGAAUUUACUUUUAAGGCCUCCUGAACUUGAAAAUGCUUGCUUUGCCAUUACUGCAGAGUAACAGGUUAAAUCUUAUGCAACUUAAAGGGUUGACUUGUCUACUAAAGUAGUGGACAAGUUUGGAAGGUAUUCUCCUGAAGAAAUGAUAUUUCAUAAAAUGAAAUUGGAAGUAUCUUAAGGAAUGAAAUAACAGAAAGAGUGUGGUAGUACUUAAAAAAUUACAUAAUAUAGCACUCAAAAUUUAAAAAAAAUAGUGUAACAAGAGAAACAAGCUGGAGAACAACAAAAGCUGUGCAUUAAAAGAGGCAAUAAUAGUCCCAGAUCCAAGUACAGACAGGUUCUGCUGUACCGGUAUUUAAACUGGCCUGUGUUUUACAGAAGGUCGAGUAGUUAAAAAUGAAAAAAAUAUAUUAAUUCUGUGAUCUGGCACAUCUUGACAACACAGAGGGCUUUAGUGACUAAGGGUGCCGAGCGAGGCACAUGACUGAAAGGUGUGCUGGAAUAAAGAACAAGAAUAUUGUUUAAAUAGCAUUCUCCAUUUUGGCACAUGAAGGAUAAUGAUCAUCAAGAUGAAACCUGUAUUCAAUUUCAUUAAUACUAACCUAAAUUAAUUACUACUUUUAGUUUCAUGCUUUUGUAAUAGAAUUGUUUAUAAACUUGCUUAGAUGUAAAGUCUAAUGGCAAACCUAACAUUGCAUUUUGAGUCAUACAUUACCUGUAACAGCAUUCUUCUGAAAGGCAGUCUUUUCAACUUUUUUCCCCACAAUGUUGCAUUACGCUUCAAAAAUACAUGUGCAUAAACUGAGCCUUAAAGCUGAAAACCUUUUUUAAAUAUGUGGAUGUUCAAUGUACUGUUGAGAAUUGAAACACUAGGCCUGGCUUCCUACACUGCUGUAGACAGAUUCUUCCAUUCUUUUGUAAUUUCACAGAAUCAGAGAACAGUCCAGAUUUGAAAGGACUCUGUAAGACCAUUUAUGAGAAAGGUGAGCCUAGAUGAGUCUAGAAAAGUCACCUAGAUGAAAGGUGAGCCUGCCACAUCCCUGGGGAGAUAAUGUGAUAUUGUAAUAAAGACUACAUGCCUGCCAUUUGGGUGAAAAGUUGAAUUGUUGAAGUUAUGGUUAGUUGUACUUUCUUGCAGUGAGUAUUUUCAACAAGGGCUUUCCCAAAAAAAGUCUUCAUCAGUAAACUCUUAUCUUUCUCCUUUGGUGCCUAAUCACUCCCUGAAAUUCUGAACUAUUUACUCAUGACAAUUUUUAUUAGAAAUGAAACAACUUUGAAACGAAGAGAUUUAUAUUUAAGUUUUACUUAUAUUCAAAGUAGGAAAUAACAUUCCUUGUAACAGCUCAAUGUUUAUAAUGAUACAGUGAAAAAGUGAUUAACAGUUGGCUUUAAAUGAUCAUUUGCAGACAUUAUAGUCCUGUAAAUUAAGCUCUUUUCAGGCAUUUAAUUGUAACAUCAGUUAUAUAAUUGACCAGCUACCUCCAGAAAGGUAGGUUGAGAUUUCUUCCUUAUGUAUAAAGCUUGAUUACCAAA